This is a messenger RNA of Naumovozyma castellii, 2583 nucleotides long. It is a transcript of the gene RNR3, whose product is annotated as ribonucleotide-diphosphate reductase subunit RNR3. NCBI's taxonomy places the organism in Eukaryota, Fungi, Ascomycota, Saccharomycetes, Saccharomycetales, Saccharomycetaceae. The coding region runs from base 1 to 2583 and encodes 860 amino acids. The transcript has a single exon. The record is from RefSeq and is a predicted model, not a curated record.
AUGUACGUUAUUAAAAGAGACGGUCGUAAAGAACCAGUUCAAUUCGAUAAAAUCACUGCUCGUAUCUCAAGAUUAUGCUAUGGUUUAGACCCUGCUCGUAUCGAUGCUGUUAAGGUCACUCAGCGUAUUAUCAAUGGGGUUUACUCAGGUGUUACCACUGUAGAAUUAGACAACUUGGCUGCUGAAACAUGUGCUUACAUGACUACGGUUCAUCCAGAUUAUGCUACUUUAGCUGCCAGAUUAGCGAUCUCUAAUUUGCACAAACAAACUACCAAACAAUUUUCUCAAGUGAUCUAUGAUUUGCAUCAUUAUGUUAACCCAGCCAAUGGUAUUCAUUCGCCAAUGAUUUCGAAGAAAGUUUAUGACAUUGUUAUGAAAAAUAAAGACCUUUUAAAUUCAACUAUUGUCUACGAUAGAGAUUUCUCUUUUAACUAUUUUGGUUUCAAGACAUUAGAACGUUCUUAUCUUUUAAAACUCGAUGGUAAAGUUGCUGAACGUCCUCAACAUUUAAUCAUGAGAGUUGCUCUAGGUAUACAUUUGGAAGAUUUAGAUUCUGUCAUUGAGACAUAUAAUCUAAUGUCCUUGAGAUAUUUCAUUCAUGCUUCUCCAACCUUAUUCAAUGCCGGUACUCCAAAGCCUCAAAUGUCUUCCUGUUUCUUAAUCGCUAUGAAGGAUGACUCUAUCGAUGGUAUUUUUGAAACUCUAAAGGAAUGUGCCAUGAUUUCCAAGACUGCUGGUGGUAUUGGGCUACAUAUUCAUAACAUUCGUUCUACUGGUUCAUAUAUCGCUGGUACCAAUGGUACUUCCAAUGGGUUGAUCCCAAUGGUUCGUGUUUUUAAUAAUACUGCGCGUUAUGUGGAUCAAGGUGGUAAUAAGAGACCUGGUGCCUUUGCUUUGUACCUAGAACCAUGGCACGCAGAUAUCUUUGAUUUCAUUGAAAUUAGAAAGAAUCAUGGUAAAGAAGAAAUUCGUGCAAGAGAUCUAUUCCCCGCUUUAUGGGUUCCUGAUUUGUUCAUGAAGCGUGUUGAAGAGAAUGGCCAAUGGACCUUGUUUUCUCCAAGUAUUGCUCCUGGGUUAGACGAUGUUUAUGGUGAUGAAUUUGAAGAACUAUACACACGUUAUGAAAAGGAAGGUCGUGGUAAGACAAUUAAGGCCCAAAAAUUAUGGUAUGCUAUUUUGGAAGCUCAAACUGAAACUGGUACUCCAUUUGUUAUAUAUAAGGAUGCAUGUAACAGAAAGACAAACCAAAGUAACUUGGGUGUUAUUAAAUCUUCAAACUUAUGUUGUGAAAUCGUUGAAUACUCUUCUCCUGACGAAACCGCUGUUUGUAAUUUAGCAUCUGUUGCUCUUCCUGCCUUCAUUGAAACUUCUGAAGAUGGUAAGACGUCCACUUAUAAUUUUGAAAAAUUACAUGAAAUUACAAAGGUUGUCACUCGUAAUUUGAAUAGAGUCAUUGAUAAUAAUUACUAUCCUGUUCCUGAGGCUGAAAGAUCCAAUGUUAGACACAGACCAAUUGCUCUUGGUGUCCAAGGUUUAGCUGAUACAUACAUGAUGUUACGUUUGCCGUUCGAAUCUGAAGAGGCUACUAUUUUAAAUAAGCAAAUCUUUGAAACAAUGUACCACGCUUCCCUGGAAUCUUCUUGUGAAUUAGCUCAAAAGGAAGGUCCAUAUGAAACUUGGGAAGGUUGCCCUGCAUCAAAGGGUAUAUUACAGAUGGAUAUGUGGAAUGCUGAACCAUUCGGUAUGUGGGAUUGGGAUACUCUAAGAAAGGAUGUCGUCAAGUAUGGGCUAAGAAAUUCUUUGACUAUGGCUCCAAUGCCAACGGCCUCCACUUCCCAAAUUCUUGGUUACAAUGAAUGUUUUGAACCUGUUACAUCGAACAUGUACUCUCGUCGUGUUCUAUCUGGUGAAUUCCAAGUUGUUAAUCCUUAUUUAUUGCGUGAUUUAGUUGACUUAGGUAUCUGGGAUGACGGUAUGAAACAACAUAUUAUUACACAAAAUGGUUCAAUUCAAAACUUGCCAAAUGUUCCAGAUGAAUUGAAAUCUUUAUACAAGACUAUUUGGGAAAUAUCUCAAAAGAAAAUUAUCGACAUGGCUGCUGAUCGUUCCAUUUACAUUGACCAAUCUCAUUCUUUGAAUUUAUUCUUGCGUGCUCCAACAAUGGGUAAGUUAACCAGUAUGCAUUUCUACGGUUGGAAGAAGGGGUUGAAGACUGGUAUGUAUUAUUUGAGAACUCAAGCUGCUUCUGCUGCUAUUCAAUUUACUAUUGACCAGAAGGUUGCUGACCAAGCUGCUCAAAAUAUUGCUGAUGUAGCCAAUCUACAUCGUCCAACAUAUGUACCAACGGGUACCAAAUUCUCCGAAGGUUUAAAAAUAGAAAGAGAAACUUCUCCAGUUCCAUCUGAAGAAUCAACAAUAUCUAGCGAGAUCAGCUCUUUGUCAGUAUCAGAAAGUCAACCUAUUGUUACAGUUUCCGAACCAUCGAUUGAAAAAGCUACUCCAUCAACAGUAGGUGUUAAUAUUCAUAGUGAAGUACCAAUUGAAAAAGAAAUUGUUGGUUGUACUAAGGACAAAUACCUAUAA